Molecule: messenger RNA, 1041 nt
Organism: Lottia gigantea (owl limpet)
Lineage: Eukaryota; Metazoa; Mollusca; Gastropoda; Lottiidae
Exons: 1
Coding region: 1-1041 (346 amino acids)
Source: RefSeq, a predicted model, not a curated record
AUGGAAAGCAGGAUUUAUAAAAAACCUCUUCAAAAGCGUUAUCUUCCAUGUAUUUUCUUCAUCCUUUGUGUGUUAUUAGCUUUUGCUAUAUCUGGCAUUCUGCUUGGACAGAACAAAUAUUUUACAGAAGCCAAUCUAGACUCAGCUAAUUAUGGUGAUGAAUUCAUAGUUAACACAUUACUUUCAGACUACUCAACAACUUGGUGUGGUUCUUAUACCAUUGAUCCCUGGGAAUAUGCCAAUGUGACCUUACUUUCACGAAAGCCCCUGAUCGACCCAGUCAACUUUCGUUUUACAACCAUUAAGAUUUCUAACAGUAUGAUGUCAGAGAAUAUCUAUGACGAACGUGGUGCAUAUCUUUUAAGAGGAUCUAAACUUAGCUUAGCCAUCUGUAGGGAAGUGGCAUCGGGUGUUGAAGCACAGGUGUCUGUUAUCAGAGGAGAAGAGUCAUGGAAAAGGUGGAUCAGCAAUCGAUAUAAUUGUGGCGAUUGUACGUUGGUGACAAAACGAAUACCCCUAAACCUAACAUGUGGACAAUCUGGUAGUGGACAAGAGCAGAUACUGGACUUCAUAGCACCAGAUGAUGCAUUUUAUAAAAUAGUUAUUUCCAGAAAAUUUCAAAACGAUGAAUCUAAAUCAGUCUUCCUCACGUAUGAUUUGACUAUUGCUAGAAGAUUUUACAUUUUCAACGGAAAUGCAAAACCUAUAUGUAGCCAUGUCAGAGAUGCCUGCACAGUAAACUUAAAACAUGAUUCUAAACAACUGAUUCUCAUAUCUUUUGAGGAGUCAGACCAGCUGGGGGGAGAUUUAUUUUAUCAACAUACUUGUCAAGCUUACAUUCUCCUAUGGGUUGCAGUGUUUGGUUUAGCACCUCUUUCUUUAAUUAUAUCUGCAAUUAUUUUCAUGAUUCUUAUAUAUAGAAGAGCUCAUUACUGUGACCAGAAAGCACCAAUACUGCUAAAUGUUAACUCUGAAAAGACAAAAUGUGUUGCUGUCAUCAAAGAAAGUUGUAUGAAGUUGGUGUCCUUGAUCAUUAUUUGA